This is a messenger RNA of Cuscuta epithymum, 1356 nucleotides long. The record is from the annotation of a GenBank genome assembly. NCBI's taxonomy places the organism in Eukaryota, Viridiplantae, Streptophyta, Magnoliopsida, Solanales, Convolvulaceae.
CAAUAUUCAUGUACCAAGGCACUUUCUGAUAUAUAGAUCCCUCUUUAUAUUAGUGUCCUUUUAUAUAUGAGCACAGUAUAUAUAUGUGUGUAUGUCUUGUCCCAAUGGAGUCUAAUUGGUUACCUCGCUUUCAAACUAUUGCCGCAGCCUUUUCUUCUUCCCUUCCAAUUCAACUCAUCUUCUUACCCAUCCCUUUCUCCAGCUUUUCAACACAUAUAUCUACUUCCCUGUUUUCUGUUUUUCAAUUAUACUCUGUAAGUCGGGUGUUUGUGUAUGGAUAUUGAGCUCUUGAAGUCAGCUUCCGAAGACCAACUGGACAUGAUGCUUAUGAUGCACGCCGACAAACUCCCCCCGGAAUUCUACUCCGCCGCCGCCGCUUACGACGAAGAUCCCAACGAAAUGCAGAUGAUGAUGAUGAAUUUCAGCCCUCACCAGUGCAUGGAUCAUCAUAAUAACAUGCACCCAGCUUCCACCAUAUCUUUCUCCGGCGCCGGCUCCGACGACGACGACCUCAUUUAUCAUCAAGAAUGGCGGGACCCCGUCACCGGAGAUAAUUACACGGGUGCCCCAAAACGAACGGCGACGUCGAUGGCGGCGAUGCGGGAGAUGAUAUUCCGGAUCGCGGCGAUGCAGCCGAUCCACAUGGACCCCGAGUCCGUGAAGCCCCCGAAGCGAAGGAACGUGAGGAUAUCGAGCGAUCCACAGAGCGUGGCGGCGCGUCACCGGCGGGAGAGGAUCAGCGAGAGGAUAAGGAUUCUGCAGAGACUGGUGCCUGGUGGGACCAAGAUGGACACGGCUUCCAUGUUGGACGAAGCCAUACAUUACGUGAAGUUCCUGAAGAAUCAGGUGCAGUCCUUGGAACGCGCUGCCGGCGGCGGCCGGUCAAACCGGUCAACUCCAACUGUGGCGGGGUUUCCGGCGACCAUGCCUUCUUCUUCGAAUUCUAUGACUGCCAAUUAUUUUCCCAUCACAGCCAAUGAUGAUAUUGUCCAUUACCAGCAUUAUGAUUCUCAGUUGACUUAUUAAUUGUGUUGGAGACCGUACGGAGCAGAGUAAAAAAAAGAUGACACAUCAUCCCUGAGGGCCCCACAACACCGACCGGACGACACAAUGGGAGGAUGUAAAUUGAACUAUAAUCACAAUUUGACAGAUAGAGAGUGGGGCUCCGUCCCGGUACUUGCAGAGGCUCUAUGCAUUUUUAGCAUAGUAACCUCUUGGAGAUUGAGGUGGGAGAACUUCAAGCACUCAAUUAGCAUGAUUAAUCAAUUAAAUGCUUUACUACAAUCCCAUCAUGAUUAUACAUAUACUAAGUCCAAAUUUAUGGAAAAAAGAAAUUACUAUGAACGUAUGCAUCAU